This is a messenger RNA of Pygocentrus nattereri (red-bellied piranha), 1350 nucleotides long. RefSeq names its product uromodulin-like. The record is from RefSeq and is a predicted model, not a curated record. Gene Ontology annotation, biological process: neutrophil migration. The transcript has 7 exons. Bases 175 to 1080 code for a protein of 301 amino acids. Lineage: Eukaryota; Metazoa; Chordata; Actinopteri; Characiformes; Serrasalmidae. Gene Ontology annotation, cellular component: cell surface; apical plasma membrane.
GCUGGCUAUCAGACAGAGGACAAUGUCUAUCAGUUCAGGAUUCAGGCGGCCAGUACCGCUGACCUGUCCAGAACUUCCAAUGUUGGAAGGCCUGGUCGCUGGGCUUUCCGUGUUGAUGCCUGUGGGGUUCUGACUGCACUGAGAAUGAGGUGUGCGUAGCGAGAUCUGGAAUUUAUGGCUGCGCCUGUGCGAAUACAAUCCAAGAUUCAUCCUGACAAUUUUGAUGCCACUGAGAGUUGUGAUGGCACUAAUAGGUCAGUGUCGGUGUCCCGCUGCCAGCUCUUCGAAGCUGGAUUUCCUGCAGUGGUCCUCCAUCUCAAUGAUCCCUCAUGCAAAGGGGUAGCCCAAGAUGGCAGACUGGUGUUCCAUUUUGAUGACAAUACUUGUGGCUCAAUCCUGGAGGUCAAUUCAACAAACUUCAUCUACAAGAACUCCAUUCAGUCAUUCUCGAGUGUGGGAUCAAGGAGUGUGGUCAGUCGUGACAGCUGGCUGAACCUUAACUUCUCCUGUGUGUACCCGCUCAUCCAGAGCAUCUCUGCGCCCAUGACCUUCCAGGCUAUCAAUAGUGUGAUCAGCAAGAACCUGCCGGGUGCAGAGGGUACAUACCAGAUCCGCAUGGUGCCCUACAGUGAUGCUUCAUUCACUAGUUCUUUCUCCGGUACUGUCACUCUUCAAGUGAACCAGCAGGUCUUCAUAGCUGUGGAGGUGGAUGGAGUCGACAGUCAGGUGUUCUCCACUGUGCUGGACAACUGCUGGGCCACUCCCUACAAUAAUCCGAACCACUACAUCCGCUGGGAUCUGAUCAGUAAAGAGUGUCCUAAUGCUAAGGAUGGCACAGUGCAGGUGUUGCAGAAUGGAGUCUCGAUAUCCAGCCACUUCUCUUUCAGGAUGUUCACCUUCACUGGCGUCAGUGAUUCUUUCUACCUGCACUGCAGGGUUCACCUGUGCCAGGUGAAUGGAGGUCAUUGCGCACUGCCGUGUGAUGAUGAUGAUGGUGAUGAGGAUGAUGGGCAUCCCAUCGUCAGAAGACGCAGAUCUUUGGACUUCCAUGACUCAACGUCCAUCAGCAUGAGCUUCUGAUUUACUCGGUUGACCCUUGCAUGCGUUGAUAAAGGCCUACACUAAAAUGUAUUUUUCUCUUAUUUGCAUCACUGUUGUUAAUUCCUAUAUGAAAUCAAAAGGUUACUACAUAAUUACUUAAUAACCUUUCUGAAAAUGAAUGAUCAUAAUUAAAUCACAAUUAAACUGCAAUUUGUAACGUCAAGAAUGUUUUAACAUGGAAAUUUGGGUGUGAUUGUGGAGCCUUAAUUCUGUUGAAUAAUCAGUGAAAUAAAACUCUCAAGCAUUUUA